AUGGGUUCCGAACUGGGUCUCACGGCUGAUUCUGAGCGCCGGCCAAGGAUGGACCGCGUGGGCAUCUUUUUCAUUUGCUGGACCACGAUUUGGAGCUUGUUGUUGCUCUGGGGCAUGGGCUUCUUGAUCCGCCAUCGCCAGAUGUCCAUGUUGAAGAUUCGGGGGAUAUGGCUGUCGCUGUCUUCUAUUCUGUUCCUCCAUCUCUAUUGGGCGUCUGUGCAGCUUGGUUAUGUGUUCGGGCCGCUGUACCCUGGUAGUUGCGAGUUUUGGAUCAUGUCGAUAUACCUGCCUCUUGGAAUUGGCCUGUUUCACGCUUCAAACACUCGUUUUCUUCACGUCGCACAACGCCAGAAGCAGUUCAUCGACAAGGCUGAUACUCCCAACGCUCCAAGUUCGCACAAAUCAAGCAAAAGUGACAUUCUCGGACGAUUUCGGGAACUUGACCACUCAGCCAAGGCUGUCGUCCUAGUCAGCGCUGGAAUGUUCUUCCAGCUAUUCAUGGCAGUUUUCAUGUACCUCAUCUCCCGCAAAUGGCAUAGCUCUUGGGGCAUCCCAGGCACCGAGGUCCACGGGACGGAGAUGGAGCAAAAGGUUGAGAUGGGCCGCGGAUGGGAGUGGACGCCUUCCAUUCUCUGGCAGUUCUUCUGGGCGUGGAUUGUUGCGCCUCUCACGCUGUGGCGCGCACGAGAUAUUCAUGACACACAAGGAUGGCGAACUCAGACCAUUCUGUGUGCGGUUUCUGGUCUUCAUGCCUCGCCCAUGUGGCUCUUUGCCUUGUAUUUCUCAGGCAUGGACACGAUUAACCGAUAUUGGAUUCCUCCUCAGUGGAUUGCACUCUCUAUUUGGCUAAUGGAGAUAUUCACCGUUUUCCUUCCGUGCUGGGAAGUCUUGUGCCAUCAAGCCCUCCGUCAAGAGACGCUGGAUACAAUUGCACAGUGGGAGAAUAACAAGACUUUCGGCAAAGCCAUCCGAUCACUCAAGUCCAAAUCGACAAUCACAGAGUCCAUCAAGACGAGGUGGACGUCCACCAGCUCCGUCAAGACGUCGUCUGUCGAGUCUAUCCUUACGCUGAGCGCGCUCGAAUAUGUGCUAGCGAGGAACCCCGAGCCUUUGCAGCAAUUCUCCGCGCUGAGAGAUUUCUCGGGAGAGAAUAUCGCAUUCUUGACGAGUGUUGCAGAAUGGAAAUCCUCAUUUCCUGCUUCGGUUCGCAAUCGCAGCAGCGAUGUAUCCGAAGAGACCAGGCGGGAGCUGGUCCGAGAGCGAUUCAACCGGGCUUUGCGCAUCUACACCGAGUACAUCAGCGCUACCGAUGCGGCGUUUCCGAUCAACAUCUCAUCAGCAGAGCUCAAAAAGCUGGCAUCAGUGUUUGAAGAGCCUGCGCGUUCCAUGUAUGGCGAAAAGCAGGCCGUCAAUCCUGCAACACCCUUCAGCUGCCCCGAGUGGAACAAGCCCGACUCUACAGAUUCAUCUUCCGAGGGCCCCAGGUCGGUUUCUGAACAUGGUAGCUGCGGCGAUGGCGUUCAGUAUUGGGGCGAUAUUCCGGACAGCUUUGACCAGACUGUUUUUGAAGACGCAGAGAAGAGCAUCAAAUAUUUGGUGCUAACCAAUACUUGGCCCAAGUUUGUACGGGCUCGGCGAGAAUCCAUGGAUUCCUUCCAGAGCGGAAGCACAGAGGAGGGCAGUUCAAUGUGGUUUUCAAUUCCGUGUAAGCAAUAG
Messenger RNA from Trichoderma gamsii, 1716 nucleotides. RefSeq lists its product as hypothetical. The coding region runs from base 1 to 1716 and encodes 571 amino acids. The record is from RefSeq and is a predicted model, not a curated record. NCBI's taxonomy places the organism in Eukaryota, Fungi, Ascomycota, Sordariomycetes, Hypocreales, Hypocreaceae. The transcript has 5 exons.